Molecule: messenger RNA, 402 nt
Organism: Oppia nitens
Lineage: Eukaryota; Metazoa; Arthropoda; Arachnida; Sarcoptiformes; Oppiidae
Product: zinc finger protein 714-like
Exons: 1
Coding region: 1-402 (133 amino acids)
Biological process (GO): central nervous system development; regulation of transcription by RNA polymerase II
Cellular component (GO): nucleus
Molecular function (GO): RNA polymerase II cis-regulatory region sequence-specific DNA binding; DNA-binding transcription factor activity, RNA polymerase II-specific
Source: RefSeq, a predicted model, not a curated record
AUGCAUAAAAAUAAUAUUGUCGGAUACAAUUUUGAUUGCACUAUUAAUUUAAUUAAAUUAUGUAAAACUAAAUGCGAUGACAAUGAGUGUGACAAACUUCAACAACAGCGACAACAAAAAUCAAUGAAACCUAAAUUCAAAUGCAAUUACAAAAGUUGCGACAAACAAUUUGUUCACAACUAUCACCUAAAUCGACACAAACGUAAAGUACAUUUACGGCAAUUGGCGUUCAAAUGUGAGUACAAUGGUUGCAACAAAUCGUUUUCAGAUAACUCGCAUUUGACGAAACACCGGUUCAAACAUACUGGAGAAAGACCACACAUAUGUCAGGUCAAAGGUUGUCGUCAAAGAUAUAAACGUAAAGAAAAUUUAACCAAACAUUUAAAAAGAGAUCACAAAUAA